Messenger RNA from Neocloeon triangulifer, 2618 nucleotides. It is a transcript of the gene btz, whose product is annotated as protein CASC3. Gene Ontology annotation, molecular function: mRNA binding. Gene Ontology annotation, cellular component: exon-exon junction complex. The record is from RefSeq and is a predicted model, not a curated record. NCBI's taxonomy places the organism in Eukaryota, Metazoa, Arthropoda, Insecta, Ephemeroptera, Baetidae. The transcript has 7 exons. Gene Ontology annotation, biological process: mRNA processing. The coding region runs from base 11 to 1966 and encodes 651 amino acids.
AAGAUUUAUCAUGUUGGCUGCACUGCUGACAAAAAUGUCGGACACCAAUAAAAACGAAAAUGAAAAUCCUCCCGAAAAUGAGGAAACUGUGAAGCCUUCAGAGGAACUGGACACCCCAAAGGCACCCGAAAUGGACCAUGACACUUCUGCCACAACCACAAAAACCGAGUCGGAUUACGAAAGCGCCGAUUCUGAGGAAGAAACUGAAGACCGGCUGCGCAAAAGAGACAAUGAGGAUGGUACCGAGGAGGAAGGAGACGAAGAAGAAGGCACUGCCGACGAGGAGGAACUCUAUGGAGACAAACGAGAGGAAGGCGACGGAGAGGAAGAAAGUGGGUCUGCAAAAGAGAAAAAGUUGGAUGACGAUGAGGAUCGGAGGAAUCCGCAGUACAUUCCUAAAAAGGGCACCUUUUAUGAGCAUGAUGACAGAGGGGCAGACGAGCCUGAUGAAGAAGCUGAAUCAAAGGAGGAGAAACCCAAAAAGGCGUGGAAGGAGAGCGCUGACAGAUGGUCUCAUGACAAAUUUAACGAGGCUGACCAAGCACCCAAAUCUAGGGACGAGCUAGUAACUUCGUACGGAUAUGACAUUAGAAGUGAAGAAGGCCCUCCAAGAGCAAGAAGGAGAAGACGUUACGGACGAGGGCCAAACAAGUAUGAUCGUAAUUGGGAGGAUGAGAAUGCCUAUUCAAAACCCAGCCGUGGGGGAGCAGUUGUUGGCCGAGGUGGCGGCCCCCGGAGGCAAUCUGAUGGAGGCAGGUUGAGUGAGAGGUCUGAGGGAACAGAGGAAAUUCAAGUAGAUAGUGAGAAGCAGUUCCCUUCCCUGCCACCCAAAAGAAACAGCGACGGUCCUCGUGGCAGGAAAGGUGCUCCAGGAAAGGAAAGGGAAGUUGUGUUGGAAGAAGAGUCACCUCCGAAACCAACCAAUCAGCCAACAAAGAGUGGACGCGGCCGUGGUGUUGGCCCGUCAGGAAGGAUAAUCCGAGGAUCAGGAAGGAUUAUUGAAGGUCGAGGUAGGGGUGGACGAGGAGGUGGUCGACCCAGAGAUUUUGCCGACGAAGGAGAUAAGACAACCCACUUAGAAAACAACAUCAAAAAUCUUUCCCUCAAAGAUUCUGGCUCAGAGCAAUUUCCAAGUAGAGACUUUCGAAGGCAACAAAAACCUAAAGGCGAACCUUUUAAUCAAGCACCGCCUUCUGAGAGACGCCAAGCCAAUGUUCCUCCUAGGAUGCAGCAAGAAGGUUCCGGGAACAGACCGAAGAGGUAUUCCUCACAGAGACAACGAUCUCUUCCAGAAAGCAGUGCCUCUUAUGAUCAACCACCUCCUGCUUCUGGUCCAUAUUACGAACAAGGAUUCCAACAACAUCAAUUAUAUCCUGAAGCUGCAGUUGGUCAGCCUCAGCCUGUGGCAGCCCCUCUGCCAAACGCUGUUCCUGUGAGCUCGGCAACUCAAAUUUUACCCCCUGGAACCAACUUCACUCCGAGCUAUCCCUCACCUACUCAGGCUGCUGCAUUCAUAGCUCCUGCUCAGCCUCCUACAAGAAUUUUCCCUGCUGGUCCUCAACCAACACCUCCGUUUAUGGCGCCGCCAAAUCCUAAUAUGUUGAAUUACGUCCAACCUCCAGCCACUCAGUUUCCUGCUGCUUUUCCUCCAUUCCCAAGUUUCCCAGCUGUGCCUCCUGCAACUCCUCCUCAACCUCCAGCAGAAAUGUAUGUGCCUACUGGAAUCACAUAUUACAGCACUCAGAAUCAGGUUCCCCGUCCAACACCGUUGAAGCGGCCUAAAGCAGCAAUACCUAUAGUUCCACCACCGUCUGUGGACGAUAAACAGCAGGAUAACCAAGAAGAAGAUCAGGUAGAAGGCUCUGAAAAAGUGAAUGAAAAGGAGGAGAAUGAUGGAACGACUGAAAUCGUCCAAAAGGUCGAAGAAGUAAAGCAGGAAGUUCAUCCCACGGAAAUUUCAGCUUAGGAUUAUUAUACUAUAAUUUAAACAAUUUAUCCAAUGUACUGCUAAUCCUAGUAAUUAAACAAUUUAUUAAAUUUUGUAAUUCUUUCUAUAGAACACAAGGUGGGUUUGAUGUUAUUAUUUUUCUAUCUCAAGCAGGUGGUAUUUUCAUUUUUAUUCUUGGACAAGGAGUUUUGCAGUUGUGGGCCGGGCCUCCAGCUCAAAUUUAUUAAUCCUCAUACCUACGAACUUAUGAAUCUUUUCCCCCCGACUUUUUACUUUCAAAACGUAGAAAUAAAUGAACAAAUGCUUUUGAAUUAAGGAUAAUUUGUGGCUUAUUGGCUAAUAAAAAUAUACCAUUUUCACUCUACAGAAAACCAUAAGUGUCAAAUUUGACAUUUAAAUAUUAAUUGUUGAUGCCGUUUUGAAUUCAAGUAUGUGUCUAUUGUCGCAUGUACAAUUCAGUAUCGAUAUAUUUGCAAUAAUUUUUUUUACCCUGUGACUGUAACACAAGUAGCUGUUGUGUAAUUACUUAAGGUAACUUAUAUUUUUCAUUUGCUUGCAGGGUGGAAAACUGCAUUAUUUAUUUAUCAUUUAUUAAACUGUAACAGUUACUAGGCUACUCAUGAUUUGACUAUCCGGAUUAUCAAAAAUUAAAUUUUACAAAAAGAUGCAA